AUGAGUGUCCAGAAAGUUCGGGCCCUGGCAGCAGAGAUGAGUGUCCAGAGAGUUCGGGCCCUGGUGGCAGAGAUGAGUGUCCAGAAAUAUGCAGCUAAUCUAUCUAUCUAUAUCUAUCUAUCUAUCUAUCUAUCUCUCUCUCUCUCUCUCUCUAUAUAUAUAUAUAUAUAUAUAUAUCUACUCACUGGUAUUCCACACUCGUCACCUCCCUCCAUUCAUUCGUUACUUUCUUAUUUCCAUUCGCUAAAAUCGAUUGAUCAUUCCUGCCUGCUAUCGAUCAGCAGACGCGUUUGUCGUUCAAUGGAAAUCCUUGUCGGUAUUAACCCCGACCUUGACGCCGGUCAACGCCCUCUCCUUUCCCUCUUACCGUUGCGCGCACGCGGCUCAUUUUCCGUGCUAGUUGACGAAAGUAAUGUCGCCUUCGCCGUCACACCAAAUUUCUUUCCCCCUAUCUCUUUCCACUUCUCUCUCUUUCCACCUUCCUUUUUUCCACCUUUCUCUUUCCACAUCUCUUUUUCUACCUCUCUCUCUCUUUCUACCUCUCUCUCUUUCGACCUCUCUCUCUUUCCCUUUUCACUUUUAUCUUUCCACAUUUCUGUCUUCUGUCUUUCUUUCUUUCUUUGUUGCCUUUCCUAUUCUUUUUUUAUUUCUUUUCAUGGUCUUCUUUCUUUCUUUCUUUCUUUCUUUCUUUCUUUCUUUCUUUUGUUCUUUCCUACUCCUUCUCAUUUCUUUCCAAAGGUCUACUUUCUGUCUUUUAUAUUUCUUUCCAAGUUCUUCUGUCUUCCCUUUCUUUCUUUCUUUCUUUCUUUCUUUCUUUCUUUCUUUCUAUGUGGCCUUUCCUAUCCCUUCUUAUUUUUUUCCAAGAUCAUCUUUCUUUCUUCAUUUAUUUAUUUCGAUUCUUUAUUUAUCUUUCUUUCUUUCUUUUUUCUUUCUAUCUUUCUUUCUUUUUUUCCUAUUCCUUCUCAUUUCUUUCCAAAGGUCUACUUUCUGUCUUUUAUCUUUCUUUCCAAGUUCUUCUGUCUUCCCUUUCUUUCUUUCUUUCUUUUUUUCUUUCUUUCUUUCUUUCUUUCUAUGUGGCCUUUCCUAUCCCUUCAUAUUUUUUCCAAGAUCAUCUUCCUUUCUUCAUUUAUUUAUUUCGAUUCUUUAUUUAUCUUUCUUUCUUUCUUUCUUUCUUCUUUCUUUCUUUCUUUCUUUCUUUUUCUUUUUUUUUGCCUUUUCUGUUUUUUUUUAUAUCUUUUCAUGGUCUUCUUUCUUUCUUUCUUUCUUAUUCCUUCACAUUUCUUUUCAUAG
Messenger RNA from Acanthosepion pharaonis, 1290 nucleotides. The record is from the annotation of a GenBank genome assembly. Lineage: Eukaryota; Metazoa; Mollusca; Cephalopoda; Sepiida; Sepiidae.